CCUUAUUAGCAAAAAUAAAAUUAAAAAAAAAAAAAAAAAUACCUACAUAUGUACAUAUAUAUGCUAUACGUAUCUAUAUAAUACAUAGUAUACUACCUAUUUGCUUUCCUUUUUUUAUUUCCCCUACCAUUUUUGAAAAAAAAAAAAAAAUAAUAAUGACCGAGCAACCUGGUUGAGGCUAGCCCCCAAAUGAUAAACUCUCCGCAAUCACCAAAGGGGCAUGAGCACUUAAAAAGAAACGAACUGAGGGGAACCACGACGAAUGUUAAAGCGAAGUUCUAAACGCGGAAAAUGAAAGGGAGUACCAACGCUGAGGGGGGAGAGGGGGACGCCGAUGAUGUUGUGAGAGAGGAAAAUAUGGGCCACGAGAGGGACGAUCAAAGUGGCGCAAAAAGUGUGACCCAAAGUGGACUGGGCAGUGUUACCCCAAAUGGACUGAGCAAUUUGCCCCACAGUGGAGCGCAACGCCUGAACGAGGGCGCUCCCCCAAAAGGGGCGGAAAUGAACCACCACGUGAAGAUCACCCAACCGAGUAGCCCCCGCAAAGAGAGCGCAAGUGCGAAGAAGAGUUGCCCUCUGAAGAGCAACUUCCUCAAACCCAUCACGAAACACACCAUGCUAAGGAGCGUAAGCGCUAUAAGGGAAUGCACCUCUGCGAAAUGCGCCUUGCGGGAACACCACCAGGGAGGAACAAGACCGAUAAGCGAAAUUGAACCAACCAUUAAAUCUCCCGUAAUGCACUCCUUCCCAACGAAUGAAAAAAAAAAAAACAAAAUGAAGAACAUCACGCCGAUACAAAUUCCCGCGCACAGAAAUGUUAGCACCUUUGUUAAGAGGAACCCCCAACAAAUCUUAAAAAGUUACAUUCAUAUGAUGAAUAAUGAAAGGAACAAUUUCUACCUGAACGGGGAAUGUGCAGAUAAAAAAGGACAUAAAAAUAAAUACCCUCCUUUUUUGUUAAAAGAGCGCAUACUGAACUUUAGUAAAAGACCCAGGGACAUCAUUUCGAAGCUAUCAAACGCCCGCAGCAGUGGCAACAAUUUGGAGAAAAAUAAAAAAAAAAUGAAAGUUGAUAGGGAAGAAAAAAAUGACGAUGUUAUCCUUUUGGACGGAGAUCAAAAUUUACCUUGCCGUUCAGGUGAAAAUGGACCAAAAAGUGGCAACACAGGAAACAACAAUUUGGUGGAGGGGAACAAUAAGGGGAAGCACACAGGUGGAAGUAGCACCUUCAGUUCUUUGAAAAUCCCCCUUGCAGUGAAACGGAAAGAUGGUAAAAUUACCGUCAAAAGGAACAGCAUAGCAAUCGCGGGAAUAAAAAAUAAACAAAGUUGUGCAAAUCGUACGAGUGGAGAAAAAAUCGACGGUGUAAAAAACGCGCCCUUUAAAAAGAUUUUUAGCGCGGAGGAGGCGCACAAGAUAGAGCUGAAUUACGGCAAUAAUUUUAGCGGCAUGGAGAAGAGGGAAGAAGCAAAGGUGAAGGACUUCUACUGCAAGUUUUACAAAUGCACACAGGCUGUGAAAGAGGGAAGUGAGGCCAACGCAGGCUGUGCUAGUGACGCGUCAAAUCUGCAAACUUCCUGCUUACGAACGCUCGACGCGCCGUCCAAAUACUGCAAAUCGUGCAGGAAAUUUUUAAAGCUGCUCAUAUCUCACGGCACCAAGUUCAAAGGAACGCUAGUAGGCAUAAACUUCAUCCGCCCAGACGCGCAAAACGUCGUGUACGCGUACAAGUGCGAUAAGCAGCACGAAUUUAACCUGUCGCUCUUUCACAUCAUACACAAUUUGUGGUGCCCGCAUGAUUAUUGCCUGUUCGAGUGUAAGGGCAAGCGUGAGAAAAACUACGCGACUGAGUUUUUUCGCCUCAAGGAGUUGGACACCAUGGAAAAGCAGAAGGACCUGUUUUUGCAGGCCAAAAUGUUUUGCCUCCUCAACCCGGAGAACGCCUUGCCAGACAGCAGCGAAAACGCCGGCGCAGAAUGCACCGAUGAUGUUGAGAGGAUUAUAAGGAAUGCCAAUGACCCGUGGGAAGUUCUCCAGAUCAAGAAGUUUUCCAAAAUGGAGUUGUGUGACAAGGAGUUAAAAAGGAAAGCACGAAAAAACUACCGCGCCCUGGCCCUGAGGGUUCACCCCGAUAAGAACAAAAGUAAAAAUGCCACGCUAGCUAUGAACAUUUUAACCAAUUCGAUGAAGGCAGUAACAUCCGCGUAG
This is a messenger RNA of Plasmodium vivax (malaria parasite P. vivax), 2208 nucleotides long. Its product is annotated as DnaJ domain containing protein. The record is from RefSeq and is a predicted model, not a curated record. The transcript is spliced from 5 exons. Lineage: Eukaryota; Apicomplexa; Aconoidasida; Haemosporida; Plasmodiidae. Bases 292 to 2208 code for a protein of 638 amino acids.